ACGUGAAGCAUGCCGGGACUAGCUUUCUAGCCUCCCAGCAGCCCCUGCGACGGGCGUACGUAAGGAACUAGCUGGCUACGGCGGUUCUCCGUAAGAUGGCGGACCGGCGGCGGCAGCGAGCUUCGCAGGACACAGAGGACGAAGAGUCUGGUGCUUCCGGCUCAGACAGCGGCGGUUCCCUGGCGCGGGGCGCCGGGGGCUGUAGCAGUAGCGCUGGAGGCAGCGGCAGCGGCUCUCUACCUUCCCAGCGCGGAGGCCGAGCCGGGGCCCUCCAUCUGCGGCGGGUGGAGAGCGGGGGUGCCAGGAGCGCUGAAGAGUCUGAGUGUGAGAGUGAAGAUGGCAUCGAGGGCGAUGCUGUUCUCUCGGAUUAUGAAAGUGCAGAAGACUCAGAAGGCGAAGAAGGGGAGUACAGUGAAGAAGAAAACUCCAAAGUAGAGUUGAAAUCAGAAGCCAAUGAUGCAGCUAAUUCUUCAGCGAAAGAAGAGAAGGGAGAAGAAAAGCCUGACUCCAAAGGCACUGUGACAGGAGAGAGGCAGAGUGGGGACGGACAGGAGAGCACAGAGCCCGUGGAGAACAAAGUGCCCAAGCACUUGGAUGACGACGAAGAUCGGAAGAACCCAGCGUACAUACCACGGAAAGGGCUCUUCUUCGAGCACGACCUUCGAGGGCAAACUCAGGAGGAGGAAGUCAGACCCAAGGGGCGUCAGCGAAAGCUGUGGAAAGAUGAGGGUCGCUGGGAGCAUGACAAGUUCCGAGAAGACGAACAGGCCCCGAAGUCCCGACAAGAGCUCAUUGCUCUUUAUGGAUACGACAUCCGCUCAGCUCACAAUCCUGAUGACAUUAAACCCCGAAGAGUCCGGAAACCUAGGUUUGGGAGUCCUCCACAAAGAGAUCCAAACUGGACUGGUGAGCGGCCAAACAAGCCUUAUCGCCACCAGGGUCCUGGGGGCACCCUACCACCAAGGACAUUUAUCAACAGGAAAGCUGCAGGUACUGGCCGCAUGUCUGGUCCCAGGAAUUACUCUCGAUCUGGUGGCUUCAAGGAAGGUCGUGCUGGAUUUAGGCCUCUGGAGGCCGGUGGGCAGCAUGGUGGCCGGUCCGGUGAGACUGUUAAACAUGAGAGUAGUUACCGGUCACGACGCCUGGAACAGACUCCUGUGCGGGACCCAUCUCCAGAAGCAGAUGCUCAAGUGCUUGGCAGUCCUGAGAAGGAAGAGGCAGCCUCAGAGAUCCCAGCUCCUGCUGCUGACACUGCACCACCACCCCCCGACAGGCCUGUUGAGAAGAAAUCCUAUUCCCGGGCAAGAAGAACCAGAAUCAAAGCUGGAGACGCAGUCAAGGUAGCAGAGGAGGUGCCUCCUCCCCCUGAAGGGCUGACCCCAGCACCUCAAGUCCCAGAAACUACUCCUCCUCCACCUGCUAAGACUGGGAACUGGGAAGCUCCAGUGGAUUCUACCACAGGUGGGCUUGAGCAAGAUGUGGCCCAACUAAACAUAGCAGAACAGAAUUGGAAUCCAGGACAACCUUCAUUCCUACAACCACGUGAACUUCGGGGAAUGCACAACCACAUACACAUGGGAGCAGGACCUCCUCCUCAGUUCAACCGGAUGGAAGAAAUGAGUGUGCAGGGUGGGCGAGCCAAGCGCUAUUCAUCUCAGCGGCAGAGACCUGUGCCCGAGCCUCCUGCCCCCCCUGUGCAUAUCAGCAUCAUGGAGGGCCAUUACUAUGAUCCACUGCAGUUCCAGGGACCAAUCUAUACCCAUGGUGACAGCCCUGCCCCACUGCCUCCUCAGGGCAUGAUUGUGCAGCCAGAAAUGCACCUUCCCCACCCAGGUUUACAUCCCCAUCAGACACCAGCGCCCCUGCCCAAUCCGGGCCUCUAUCCCCCACCAGUUUCCAUGUCUCCAGGACAGCCACCGCCUCAGCAGUUGCUUGCUCCUACUUACUUCUCUGCUCCAGGAGUGAUGAAUUUUGGUAAUCCCAGUUACCCUUAUGCUCCGGGGGCACUGCCUCCCCCGCCACCUCCUCAUCUAUAUCCUAAUACACAGGCCCCAUCACAGGUAUACGGAGGAGUGACUUACUACAACCCGGCCCAGCAGCAGGUGCAGCCAAAGCCCUCCCCACCCCGGAGGACCCCCCAGCCCGUCACCAUCAAGCCCCCCCCACCUGAGGUUGUAAGCAGGGGUUCCAGUUAAUACGAGUUUCUGAAUAUUUUAAAUCUAACACGAUAUAAAAAACUGCAGGGGCGAGGGCCCAGGAAAGAAGAGACACGCAGCCAGCUGUUUACUACCAGGAGGGCUUCAACGGUGGGGGGCGCCCCCGCCAGGAAGCAGCUGAAUGAAGAGGACCCCUGCCUUCCUAUGAGGAUAAGGUCUGAUACAGCGAGAAAGGGAGACACAAGCGGACUUCCACCCGUUUCCACUCUGCACUUGAGUGAGCCGUGCUCGGGGGAGCGGAGGCCCGGACUGCCCGGACCACCGCGUCUGCGUCUGCGUCUGGAAGCCCAGGUUUUCGGCUCUUCUUCACUUUGUCCUGGGAAACUUUGCUUCUCCCAGGGAAGCUCCUUCCUGUUUGUUUUGUUUUCUAAGAUGUUUGUUUUUUAAAGCCUGGCUUGUUACUCUUAAAUUAAUAUUCUUUAGUUUCUCCUUCUUUGUCUCUCUGUCUCUCUCUCUCUGCCUUUAAAUGAGACAAGUUUAUUUUUCUGGUUUACUGCCUUCUCUGGUUCCCUUUUGGUUCUUCCCUGCAACCCAGAUCAUUGAGAAUUUACCAGCUGAGCUGGUCUUUUCCCACCAAGUCUGCAGAGGUGGCCUUUCACUUUUGGUUGGCCUGUGUUAUUGUAUACAUGGAUUCUCUUAACUCUUCAAAACUCAAAGUUUGUGGUAGGAGUCUUUCUUCUUGACUUGGUGGACUUCGGGCCUCUACUGAGAGCAAAGUCUCUACAGUGGGAAGAGAUGGCGAAUCAAGUGUUUCUGUGAGAAAGGGAGGGUGGGGUGAGAGCCUUUGCCCCUUAGGGAUAUGUAUUCACAGAGUCCCUAGGGGGUUCAGUCUCCGAGGUAAGUGAAAUCAGAGGGCCCUGCUUUUACUUCCAUCCCUCCUGCCACACCCCCUUUUCCAGUUGCUGUGGACCAAUGUAUCUCUCUAGAGGCAAAUACUAUCCAGCAAGCAGUCUACCUGCCCUUUAUUAUUCAUGUCUUUCCUGCCACAAGUGUUGUAGAUGUUACUACCUUAUUCUCCUGUCCUUGCAAACAGAAGAAGAUACUGCACCUGGGCUUAAGGCCUAAGGAAGCCAGUCAGUUUGCAGCAAGGGCUCCUUUCCUCCCUGUCCAUGGCACUGAACCACUCUCCUGCUGCCUCUGCGGAAGAGGUUCCUGUUACUGCCACACUUGUGUCUGCUGGGUCACCCCAGCACUGGCCACACUUGUGUCUGCUGGGUCACCCCAGCACUUGGCCACGGUCUCUGUCCUCUGUAGAACCUAAGGGAGAAGGUGGCAGCUGUGUCUCUCCCCAAGUUGUGUCACUAUUCCUAUUCUCUUAAGCAGCUGGCCCGACCACUUUGAGUCAUAGGUGUGUGGGGAGGGAGGAGAGGCACUCAAGCUGUAACCCCGAAGGAGGAAAUAACUAAGAGAUUCUCCCAGAGGUGACCGGUGGUUGUGCCUUUUGUAGGCUGUUCCCUUUGCCUUAAACCUGACAAUGUCUCCUCAAGCCUGUGGGCAGCAUGCCCAGAUUCCCAGACCUUAAGACACUGUGACAGUUGUCUGUUGGUUCACUGUAUUUUGUUGCAAGAAUUCCUCCAUGUGUGUUAUUACUGUUUUAAAGGGUACACAUUUGUGAUGGGUAUUGUGACUUGAAGAUAAUAAAAUUUAGACUGUAAACUUG
Phyllostomus hastatus (greater spear-nosed bat) is the source of this 3876-nucleotide messenger RNA. It is a transcript of the gene CASC3, whose product is annotated as CASC3 exon junction complex subunit. Lineage: Eukaryota; Metazoa; Chordata; Mammalia; Chiroptera; Phyllostomidae. Gene Ontology annotation, biological process: mRNA processing. The record is from RefSeq and is a predicted model, not a curated record. The transcript has 14 exons. The coding region runs from base 96 to 2195 and encodes 699 amino acids. Gene Ontology annotation, cellular component: exon-exon junction complex. Gene Ontology annotation, molecular function: mRNA binding.